Molecule: messenger RNA, 624 nt
Organism: Brenthis ino (lesser marbled fritillary)
Lineage: Eukaryota; Metazoa; Arthropoda; Insecta; Lepidoptera; Nymphalidae
Source: the annotation of a GenBank genome assembly
AUGAUCAUAGAUGCUUUUGAAAUAUACGGACACGACCCUACUGAUAAGCUUGACAACUUGUGGCUUUAUCAAAAUGAGAUGAUGAGGAUCAAGACUGCUGAAGAUCAAGUCCUUCUUAUAACCCUAGACGAUGUCAUCGACAAUAUGCUCACCAUGUAUGAAAACCAUAACUCGAUAGCUGCGGAGAGGAAAGCAACUUACACUGGUGGCCCUGUCCCUAUGGAAUUUUAUAUCAGCCAAGGACCGUUUUUAAUCCCGGGUGAUCCUGGCACGGGAAUAGACCCCGUACCACCCUACAUAGAGACUACACCUAAACCCGAAGAACCAGAUGAGGAGGAAAACGUCACCGUUCCUUAUAUUCUUGACGGAUGUUUAUUCAUGUACCCUCCUAACUAUGGAUCGAUAGCUGGUAAAAGUUACCUAGACCCCGUAGAGCUGCAUGAUGAUAGAUUCACCUGUAACGCCGCGGGAGGAAGUAAAGGUCUAUACUGGUAUCCACAAUGGAUGGGUGCUAUGCCUCAUCACCCCUAUCCCACUUUAAAUGAUGAUAAAGGAGCUUUCGAACCUCCCGGCGCGUUCUACCCGCAUCAGAACUACGAUAUGAAUGAAGACGACUCGGACAAU